UAUUCGGUGUUUGGCAGAAACUUCCAUAUUUUGAAAAGUCAUGGAUGAAUAAUAGAUUUACAAAUUUACUGUACGGAAGCAUACAACUAAAGAAAGAAUGGAGCAGAGUCGCCGACUGUCGAUAUCAGAUAGAUGGGAGAGGAUAUGAAGUGCAAAAAAAGAAUGGAGCAGAGGUGCGCCAAGGAAGAGACAAAGCGCUGGUAAUUUUUGGGUAUUGCAGUAGAGAGAUGGCCCUCCUCUCCUCUACGCCUUCCCUCUCCUUCGCCUCUCCCUCUCACCCCCCAAACUCAAACUGGGGGAUCUUCUCCUUCACUUUCCACACCACCCAAUUCGCUCGCCGCCAACGCCCAAUCGCCUCCUCUCACCUCUCCUCCACCCUCGACAUGAAUCCCAUCGACAAGUCCUUCUUGAAUUUAGCUGAGGCCUUCUCCGAAGAAGAGCUCUGGGCCGCGGCGUGCCUCCGCGUCCGCUCCUUCUACGAGUUCCGUCCCAGUGCCUACGGCAUCCGUGAUCAUAGAAGGUACUUGGCUGAGCGUGAGUUUGAAGCACUAAAAGAACGUGUAGCUGGGAAAAGAGAGGGCUUCAGAAGAGUUUCUUGCAUAAAUGCUACUCUUCCAUUGUCACAGAUAUCAAACUUUGCAGAUGAUCUAUGCUCUGAAUGCAAGUUUUCUGACAAUGGAGAAGAUCGAGUAGUAGUUGGGACUCUUGACCUUAACCAGUGCAUUAGUCUCCCAGAUGAGAUAAUAGGAAUGAAGCCAGAGGGGAUUGGAGCUGAUUUUUUAAGGGCAUAUCUAAGCAAUGUAUGUGUUGCCAAGGAGUUGCACAGAAAUGGUUUAGGUUAUUGGGUCGUUGCCAAGUCAAAGAUAAUUGCUCAAGAUUGGGGCAUAACUGAUCUGUAUGUCCAUGUAGCUGUUGACAAUGAAGCAGCAAAGAACUUAUAUAUGAAAAGUGGUUUUGUAUAUGAAAAUGAUGAGCCUGCCUGGCAAGCUAGAUUUCUAGAUAGGCCUCGAAGACUUCUUCUGUGGACUGGUCUCCCUGGUAUGGAGCUAUGACCUUGUUUGUAGAAUCUCAAUGGUUGUUUCUUUUCUCUUUUCUUUUCCUUUAUAUUUUUAACUGUAAAGUGAACUUUAAAUGAUGUUUGGUCUGAAAAAUUGAUUACAUUUCCAUAAAAUAUGAACUCUGGAGUCUCGAUGUAAGUAGUAGAUGAAAAGCCUGCCCAUUUCUCCUUCUGAUAGAAGGGACUGAUAUAUAGUGUGAUGAAAUUGGAAAAUUAUGAGUGAUAUCCUCCAGUGUGUUUAUCUGA
Molecule: messenger RNA, 1303 nt
Organism: Corylus avellana
Lineage: Eukaryota; Viridiplantae; Streptophyta; Magnoliopsida; Fagales; Betulaceae
Product: Acyl-CoA N-acyltransferases (NAT) superfamily protein
Cellular component (GO): chloroplast
Molecular function (GO): acyltransferase activity, transferring groups other than amino-acyl groups
Source: RefSeq, a predicted model, not a curated record